AUGGCCAUCCAAGGUCGAGAGGACCACCACAGAGAAGCCUCGACGCUCACGAUGUGGUGGCGCAAGCUGCUGCCGGCGAAAGAAGGGGCGGAAUGCACGUGCCACAAGCUGCCAUACCACGCCGAGGCCAAGCGCCGGGCCAAGGCCGCCAAGAAGUGCCACAAGAAGAUAAAGUCCAUGUUUAUUUGGUCGCCGAUGCAGCUGCCGCGCAAAUACGCCGGUGACGCGCGGGAUCGCGCGAUCGUGGGCGGCCGGCCCGUCCCGUUCAUUCCGUCCCAGAACGACAAGUGGAAGACGCACCGCAAUAGCAGCUCGUUCGAAGCCAUUGACGAAGACAUUCUGUGCACCUUUUGCGCACAGACGCGUGACGAGAGCGACGUCGACGAGUGGUGA
Molecule: messenger RNA, 393 nt
Organism: Saprolegnia parasitica CBS 223.65
Lineage: Eukaryota; Oomycota; Saprolegniomycetes; Saprolegniales; Saprolegniaceae
Exons: 1
Coding region: 1-393 (130 amino acids)
Source: RefSeq, a predicted model, not a curated record